Molecule: messenger RNA, 2505 nt
Organism: Arabidopsis lyrata subsp. lyrata
Lineage: Eukaryota; Viridiplantae; Streptophyta; Magnoliopsida; Brassicales; Brassicaceae
Product: tetratricopeptide repeat protein 33
Exons: 5
Coding region: 34-678 (214 amino acids)
Molecular function (GO): protein binding
Source: RefSeq, a predicted model, not a curated record
AUCGAGCGAAGAAGAGAGUGAGUAUAAAAAAAGAUGAAGCUAACGUGGAACAAGAACCCUAAGAAACGAUCUCGCGUAGCUCUAUCGAAUUUCCCGGAUCUUCCUUUCGAGAAGGAUGAUGCUCCAGAGUCCCAAUCUCAUCGUCAGUUUCGUGAAGAUGAUAUUGGUCGUAGACAAAUUACCGAUCAAUUGGACUCGUCGGAUCAUCCUCGUGAGAAAUUCGAUCUCGAAGCUAAGGAUCUGGCAGAGUCCAUAAGAGCCCAAGGAGAUAAACUCGCUGAGGAAGGUAAAUACCAGGAGGCUCUGGGGAAAUGGGAAGCUGCUCUUAAUCUUGUUCCCGAAGAUGCAGUCCUGCAUGAACAGAAAGCACAAGUGUUACUUGAGCUUGGUGAUGCAUGGAAAGCUCUCAAGGCUGCAACACGAGCUACUGAGAUAGAUCCAUCGUGGGCUGAGGCAUGGACUACUCUUGGAAGAGCACAACUAAAUUUUGGUGAACCGGACAGUGCUAUCAGGAGUUUUGAAAGUGCAUUAUCGAUCAAUGGGGAUUCCAGAGAGGCGAACGACGAUCUAAAAACUGCAAAACAACUAAUAAAGAAGAGAGAACAGCUUCAGACAUCAGGACAGGACACCGAGACUAAACGUUUUGUGGUCGGUGACAAGAACAUAGAGCCAAACUAAUGAACCAGAGACUUGUACUUAGGUAUAGAGAAGAACUUCGUAGAGUACAAUAUAAUAAUAACAACAAAGCAAGAUCCUUCUUCAUCAAGGCAAGGACUUAGCAAUUUGUCUGAGAAGAAACUUUUGAAUCUUUCCAGUAGAAGUCUUUGGAAGCUCUUCCAGGAAAACCACAUUCCUUGGAACCAUAUACUUUGGCAGCUUGGUUUUACAAAACUCCCUUAUCUCUCUUUCAGUCACAGACCCGCAUGAUACUUCAAGCUGACAAAUGCACAUGGAGUUUCUCCCCACAUCUUGUCUGGCUUAGCCACCACAGCUGCUUCCUUAAUUGCGGGGUUUGUGUACAGAACUGCCUCGAGUUCCAUGCUGCUGAUGUUCUCUCCUCCGCAAAUGACCACAUCCUUUGAUCUGUCUUUGACUUCCAAGUAACCAUCUGGGUGCAUUACACCAAUGUCUCCGGUGUAGAACCAUCGGUCUUCUCUCAUACUUGCCGCGGUGCCUUCUGGGUCUUUGUAAUAACCCAGCAUGACCGAACCGCCUUUGAAGACGAUCUCUCCAACAGUUGCUCCAUCAUGCUUCACGCCCUUCCCGGAUAAUGGGUCUCUAACAUCGACUUCCGCGAAUACCGCAGUUUUAAUUCCUUGCCUUGAUUUCAGUUUUGCUCUUGCGUCUGGUUCUAGACGAUCCCACUCAGGCUUCCAUGCGCACGAGACAACCAGGCCGCCGGUUUCUGUCAUCCCGUAACCGUGACCCACGUCGAAACCGAGUGCCUUAGCCUUGGAGAUGACUGUAGCUGGUGGUGGAGCUCCAGCUGUCAUAACCUUAACUGGGCUCUGAAGCGGUUUCUGGCCUGGGUAAUUGGUCAACAUGUUGAGAACCAUUGGUGCAGCGCACAUGUGGGUCACUUGAUACUUGUCGAUCAAGUUGAAUAUAGUCGGUGCGUCAACUCUUGUGACACAGAUGUUUGUGGCCCCCACAGCUGCUGUGGCCCACGUGUAGCUCCACCCAUUGGCGUGGAACAUCGGUAGGGUCCACAGGUAUACCGGACAGUUAGGCAAAGACCAGUCUAGCAAAGAGUUAAUAGUGCUCAUGAAAACUGACCUGUGGCUAUGCACCACUCCCUUUGGAGACGACGUAGUUCCUGAGGUGUAGUUAAGCACCAUUGGAACCCACUCGCUUUUCGGACGAACCCACUUGAAACAUGGGUCUCCUCUCUCCAUCACCCCUUCGUAUGUGUCAAGAAAAUCCAUGUCAGCCGAUGUAGAUGAUGGCGUGUCAUUUCUGUCGUUGAGGAUGAUGAGGCGAGGCCUCUCAUUCUUGGGCAAGAACGAGACAGCUUCGAGGACUAAAGAUCUUGAGUGAUGGUCAACAAACAUGAGCUUGGAUUCACUGUGACGCAAAAGGACGGAAAGUGCGUGAGCGUCUAAACGCGGGUUGAUGUUGUUGAGGACUGCGCCUGACAUUGGAACCGCGAACUGAAGCUCGUAAACAGAUGGAACGUUGGGACCAAUAACAGAGACAACUUGGCCACGGUUGAUACCGAGGGAAGAGGAAGAGAGAGUUGAAGCGAUGCGGAGACAUCGAGAAUGAGUUUCAGACCAAGUAUGGACGGUGGUUGUGUGGAGGAGGGAAGGAGAGCCUCCGAAGACGGAGGCGGCUCGUUCUAAGAAGCCGAGAACAGUGAGAGGACAUGAGUUUGAAGCGUGUGGGAGUAAAAGUUCCAUUGUCGAAUGUGUUGAUUUUCUAUUUUGUAAGAUUUUCUACUUUUGAUGGGAUUGGUGAAAUGAAUAUUAUAUACAUAUAUCCCGAUAUGGUUAGGUAGAACAGAAA